Molecule: messenger RNA, 2729 nt
Organism: Pseudogymnoascus destructans
Lineage: Eukaryota; Fungi; Ascomycota; Leotiomycetes; Thelebolales; Thelebolaceae
Gene: RSM22
Product: 37S ribosomal protein S22
Exons: 1
Coding region: 1-2583 (860 amino acids)
Biological process (GO): translation
Cellular component (GO): mitochondrial small ribosomal subunit
Molecular function (GO): methyltransferase activity; structural constituent of ribosome
Source: RefSeq, a predicted model, not a curated record
AUGCUCGCUGCACGAAGAGUGCCGCAGGCAUGUCAAUCCUGUCUAUUCCAUCUCCAAUCCCUAUUUGAAGUCGGCUUUACGCGCACCACCACGCCAACGCGAUCGCGUCCUAUCCGUCGCGGCAUCGCCACUCCGACCUCCUUGAGGGCGUUCUCGACGACAUUGCGGUUCAGGGAUGCGGAACUGGUUAGUUCGAAUGUAGCAGAGGGGAAGGGGUCGCUUGAAGAGACAGUUAGACAUGCGCGUCAGACGUUUGGGGAGACGUUGCCGAAGGACUUUUUGUCGGCGAAGGAAUAUCAGUUGUAUGAGCGGCUGUAUGGGGCUCCUUUAAGGGAGACGACGUAUGAGGAUUUGCAGACUGUUGAGGCGGAUCUUGAGGGUGGGGAGUGGGAUGGGCCGAUCAGUAAUGUGAUUCUUAGAGAGAACGCUGAUGGUGAAUUUGAGGAGGUCGAGAUGGGAGAGGAGUAUGCUGGUGAGGGGCUGGGAGAGGCGGAUGCUUCAGAGAAUGUCGACUACGAAAUCGCAGGACAUACCCGGGGUUCUCUCUCGGCGCAGUUGCAAGAGAUGGAGGUGGCUGUUGAAGAAGCUGUGGAGGCGAACAUGCUCGUCCAAGGCAAGAACCAGCGCGAGGUCGACGCUAUCCUGCGACUACGCCAAGAUAUGGAGAAUGCGCUUGCACAACAACCGCUAGAGGAGACGCAAGAUGUGGAGGAGGAAUUCGUGGCUGAUGAGGAGGGUAUCGAGGAUGUGGAGGAAGAUAUGGAGGAGGACAACUUUUGGGGAAGGGAUGAUGAUGAGUUUGGGAGCAAUAGCGACGAAAUCCGCACUCAUCCGUAUACCAUGGCUGGUCGUUUUGGCACAAACCCGAGUACGACCUUUCUCCCGGAAAAGAGCUUCGUGCAGCCUCUAACGGAGUUACUUCGUCGAUCGGAUAUCAAGCAUUUGACCGAAGCUGCGGAGAAGGCGUUUGGUGGCCCAGGACUCCCACACUCUGCAUCGACGCCUAGCGCUUCCAGCCUGCUCCCUCAAAAGCACAUUGGUCUCGAAGCGUCGCAAUAUAGGAUGAGCGAAAUUGAAGCGGAUGCGUACAUGGCAGCCGUUAUGCCGGGCGUCUACGCCUCGGUCAUGGGAACGCUCGUCGAAACCCGCAAGCGUUUGGGUCCUAAAUGGAUCCAAGACAUGCUUCUCCGCGAAGACCGCCAGGGACCGAGCGUGCUUGAUGCUGGUGCUGGUGGUGCUGGCGCUAUCGCUUGGAAGGAGAUCAUGCAGACGGAGUGGGAUAUUAUGGCUGAUGAAGGGCUUGUUGAGGCAGGGACAAAGGUUCCUGGGAAGUCUACUGUGCUUGCAGGGCCUGAGACACUGCGUGAUCGCAUGUCUGUUGUCCUUGAAAAUACUUCAUUCCUCCCUAGGCUGCCAGACUACAUACACUCCGCCAACUACGAGCGGCGAAUGGACGGUAGCAAGCCCCAGGCCCGUAAGAGCUACGAUGUCAUCAUCGCACCGCACACACUCUUCCCACUAAAAGAAGACUUCAAGCGCAAGAACCAAGUCCGGAACCUGUGGUCGUUGCUGAACCCCGAUGGUGGUGUCCUGAUUUUAAUCGAGAAGGGCCUUCCCAGAGGUUUCGAGGCCAUUGCCGAAGCUCGCUCGUUGCUCCUUGAGAAGCAUAUUGCCUCGCCAGGCGCGACACAUAUUGUCAACGGAAACCUCAAUAACGGCGACCCAGACAUCGAAAAGGACAAGGGCAUGAUCAUCGCGCCUUGCACCAACCACCUCACCUGCCCAAUGUAUCCCGUGCCUGGUAUCAGCUCAGGGAGGAAAGACUACUGCCACUUCGGCCAACGCUACAUCCGCCCCGGCUUCCAACAGCGCGUCCUAGGCGCAAACAGGAAAAACCACGAAGACGCAAAGUUCUCAUACAUUGCUGUACGCCGCGGCGUCGACGCACGCGAUCCCUCUCCCUCAUCCUUAUCCGCGCCUCUAAUCCAAGGCCAAUCAGCCACAGACGCCGCAUUCGCCGGCCACGAAGCCGGCUCCGACCCCGACCUCGGCUACCACACCCAGAAGCCCGCGGACGCUUUCUCUACCCUCUCUCUCCCACGCAUGGUCCUCCUGCCCCUCAAGCGCCGCGGCCACGUAUCCAUCGACCUCUGCACGCCCGCUGGCACGCUCGAGCGCUGGACGGUCCCCAAGUCCUUCAGCGCGCAGGCGUACCGCGAUGCGCGGAAGGCGAAGUGGGGCGAUUUGUGGGCGCUGGGGGCGAAGACGAGGGUGCUGCGGACGGCGAGACUGGGGAAGCCGAUGGAUGUGGCGAGGGAGGUUAUGAGGGCGUCGAAGAAGGCGGGGAAGUGGAAGGGGAGGGAUAUGGUGGAGGCGCAGAAGAGGAGGAAGAGUGGGAAGGAUGUUUAUCAGGUUGAUAUGGGGGAGGAGGGGUUUGAGGGGGUUAAGGAGAUUACGGGGGGGAAACCUUGGCGUGGUGAUAGGAGGACUAAGGGCGGGAGGGUUGUGAGGGAGAAGAGGAUCGAUGAUGAUAGGGAGAGGCGUCAUGGGGCCGACAAGUAUGGCGAUGAUGCCUUGUUUUGAGGGCUGUAUUGAUAUGUAGGGGGUGAUUGUUGUAAGAUAGUGUUGCAUAUAUACGAUAAAAAGGCCGGAGUGGCGUUUGUGGUGGUGUAUAAAUAAGCAAAACGCAGAAAUGCUACGAAAUCAGUAGGGUAGACAAGAGUUCGAAA